AUGGACGACAAGUUCAAUGCCGGGAAGGCUGGUGUUGACGAACUCAUCACCAACUGGAUUAAUGAUUCAACUGAUGCUGCCUCUACACCUCCUACUGAAGAUGGGGAAUAUCAAGACUCGGGGGUAGAGUCUGAUGCAAGCGAGUCGGAGCUACAUCUGUCUUUGGAACUGAAUACAGAUGCUACUGGAACUCACGAAAGCUUCAUGCAUGCUAAUGAGAACCUUGCGGAAUUUGGGGGGAUAGAUAUCGAAAGCUAUCUCAACGAGAACAAGGAGACCUGGAAGAAGAGACCCAACAGCAAUGACUGGAACACCAUUCGAAAUACAGGAUCCAACACACACAAAACCUGGCCUAUGAGUAUGGCCAUCGAGGCUGCAUUCCGAGAGUUCAAAGCCAAAAAUGCUGCGGUAAAUGUCGACACCCACGAAAUUCUUGAGGAAACCCACUUAACCUCGAACAAGUGGUUCUGCUCCAAAGACGGCUCAAUGAACAGCACUAUUGCAGGAUGCCUUGGCCAACUUGGACGCGAAGACCUGAUCGAUGUCAAUGUCAGAGUCUGCAACACCAGUGCUUCGUCCAGCCUUGAGACUGGUAAGCCGGCAGAGAACGCACAAAAAGGUCUCGAGACUACCUGCGCUAUCAAAUCUGUCGACAAUGACGAGAGAAUGGAUAGUCUUCGUCGCCAAAUCCAAAAAGUACAGAAGGAUGUUACAUCCCCCUUGCUUCCUGAUCAGGUCGACGGGAGGGCCAUCAAGAAAAAGACUAUCAACUUCGCUCACUUCUCACCUGAUGCUAUCAAUGGAUUGCAGUCUGCGAUGAGUGCGAUUAACGCUAAAAAAGAGUGCAUCCAGCGUUGA
Messenger RNA from Fusarium venenatum, 858 nucleotides. RefSeq lists its product as uncharacterized. Lineage: Eukaryota; Fungi; Ascomycota; Sordariomycetes; Hypocreales; Nectriaceae. The record is from RefSeq and is a predicted model, not a curated record.